AAAAAAGCAGUCAUCACUUCACUUUGAAAUUGUGAUAACCAUGAAAGAAAGUUAAGUUUGCAUUGAGAGUGUAAACAAGGAAAAAAAAAUGUUCAUAACCCUUCAACUAGACUCAACUCAUAGAAUCAUUAUAGCUUUGAAACUCUCAUAUCUGCUAUUUCUCCUUUCUUCAAUUCCUAAUGCCUUAGGCUACACUAGCAGAGCUCACAUCUUCAUUUAUGCUGGGUGCUCUCAAGAAAAAUACCAACCAAACACACCCUUUGAAGCGAACCUCAAUUCCUUCUUGUCUUCAGUUUCUGGUUCAUCUUCUGAGAAUUCCUACAACAGCUUUGCUAUUGGAAAUGGAAGCUCAUCACCAGCAGAGGGAUCCAUAUACGGGUUAUACCAGUGCAGGAGUGAUUUGAGGCCAAAUGAAUGCUCAAAAUGUGUUAAAAGUUGUGUUGACCAGAUAGGGUUGGUGUGUCCCUUGGCACUAGGGGCAUCUCUGCAACUUGAAGGGUGUUAUAUCAGAUAUGAGCAUGGUGAUUUCCUUGGAAAACCUGACACGAGCCUUUGGUACAAGAAGUGUAGUAAAGCGGUGACAAGUGAUGCUGAGUUCUUGAGGCGUAGGGAUGAUGUUCUUUCUGAUUUGCAAGCAGUGAAUGGAUUUGGAGUGAGUAGUUCUGGUUUUGCUGAAGGGUUUGCACUGUGUUUGGGAGAUUUGAGUGUGGCUGAUUGCUCCUCGUGCCUUCAAGCAGCAGUGGGAAAGCUUAGGAGCAUUUGUGGUUCAGCAGCAUCAGCUGAUGUGUUCUUGGCUCAAUGUUAUGCUCGCUACUGGGAAGCUGGCUACUAUGAUCAAGCAGAAUCUUCUAAUGAGGAUGACCAAGUGGGAAAAUCAGUUGCCAUUAUGGUGGGAGUGCUUGCUGGUUUAGCCAUUAUUGUUGUCCUUCUCUCAAUCUGCAGAAGAGCAUUUGGUGGAUGUAAUCUUCUGGUUCAUAAAGUGGAUCUCUCAUCACCUUCAAGAAAAGGCUGCAAAAUCACUUGAUCUUGUGAUCUCAGAACAAAAUGGGAUCAUUCUUUUUGAUAAAAUAAACUUAUUUAUUGCUUAUCUGCUAUAGUGUGCAUUUAUUUCUUAAUUGUUAAUCAAAUGUUCUUCUUAAGAGGAAGAGGGAAAUGUAGAUUUUGUUUGUUUUUUCAAUUUACUUCCCUAUAAAAGAGGGAAAAACUCCUCACAAACAGGAAA
Vigna unguiculata (cowpea) is the source of this 1222-nucleotide messenger RNA. RefSeq names its product plasmodesmata-located protein 8-like. NCBI's taxonomy places the organism in Eukaryota, Viridiplantae, Streptophyta, Magnoliopsida, Fabales, Fabaceae. The record is from RefSeq and is a predicted model, not a curated record. Gene Ontology annotation, cellular component: plasmodesma.